Molecule: messenger RNA, 2342 nt
Organism: Trematomus bernacchii (emerald rockcod)
Lineage: Eukaryota; Metazoa; Chordata; Actinopteri; Perciformes; Nototheniidae
Product: protein transport protein Sec61 subunit alpha
Exons: 12
Coding region: 113-1543 (476 amino acids)
Biological process (GO): SRP-dependent cotranslational protein targeting to membrane, translocation; post-translational protein targeting to membrane, translocation
Cellular component (GO): Sec61 translocon complex; membrane
Molecular function (GO): transmembrane protein transporter activity; signal sequence receptor activity; ribosome binding
Source: RefSeq, a predicted model, not a curated record
ACGUGUCUCUGCUGCUCUCUCUUUCUCCCGGAGCGGCUUGAUGGAGCCACACUGACUCCGAUCAGCAUUCAGACUGAACCAGGAACACGACAGGAGCUGCACGUAGGACACCAUGGGGAUUAAAUUUUUGGAGUUCAUCAAGCCGUUCUGUGCGGUCUUGCCAGAAAUUCAGAAACCAGAAAGAAAGAUUCAAUUUAGAGAAAAAGUACUAUGGACUGCCAUUACACUUUUCAUCUUCCUGGUCUGCUGCCAGAUUCCUCUUUUUGGCAUCAUGUCUUCAGAUUCGGCAGAUCCCUUUUACUGGAUGAGAGUAAUCCUGGCUUCAAACAGAGGUACUCUGAUGGAGCUGGGCAUCUCACCCAUUGUCACCUCAGGUCUUAUCAUGCAGCUGCUGGCUGGUGCAAAGAUCAUUGAGGUGGGAGACACCCCCAAGGACCGAGCCCUCUUCAAUGGAGCUCAGAAAUUGUUUGGAAUGAUCAUCACCAUUGGACAGGCCAUUGUUUACGUCAUGACCGGCAUGUAUGGAGACCCUUCAGAGAUGGGCGCUGGGAUCUGCUUGCUCAUCAUCAUCCAGCUCUUCGUUGCAGGUCUGAUCGUCUUGCUGCUGGACGAGCUGCUCCAGAAGGGUUAUGGUCUGGGUUCUGGUAUCUCUCUCUUCAUCGCGACCAACAUCUGUGAGACCAUCGUCUGGAAGGCCUUCAGCCCCACCACGGUCAACACCGGCAGAGGUACUGAGUUUGAGGGAGCCAUCAUCGCCCUCUUCCAUCUCCUGGCCACCCGCACAGACAAGGUGCGCGCCCUGAGAGAAGCCUUCUACAGACAGAACCUGCCUAACAUCUUGAACCUCAUCGCCACCGUCUUCGUGUUUGCUGUGGUCAUAUACUUCCAGGGCUUCAGGGUCGACCUGCCCAUCAAGUCAGCACGCUACCGUGGUCAGUACAACACCUACCCCAUCAAACUGUUCUACACCUCCAACAUCCCCAUCAUCCUGCAGUCUGCCCUCGUCUCCAAUCUCUACGUCAUCUCUCAGAUGCUCUCAACUCGUUUUAGCGGGAACUUCCUCGUGAACCUCCUAGGAACCUGGUCUGAUGCAACGAGUGGUGGACCUGCUCGAGCCUACCCUGUGGCCGGGCUCUGCUACUACCUCUCCCCUCCGGAGUCGUUUGGCUCGGUCCUGGACGACCCGGUUCACGCUGCCAUCUACAUCGUCUUCAUGCUCGGCUCCUGCGCCUUCUUCUCAAAGACCUGGAUCGAGGUCUCAGGAUCUUCUGCUAAAGAUGUGGCGAAGCAGCUGAAGGAGCAGCAGAUGGUGAUGAGGGGACACAGAGAGACCUCCAUGGUGCAUGAGCUGAACAGGUACAUCCCCACAGCUGCUGCCUUCGGUGGCCUCUGCAUAGGAGGGCUGUCCGUCAUGGCUGACUUCCUGGGGGCCAUUGGUUCGGGGACAGGAAUCCUCUUGGCUGUGACCAUCAUCUACCAGUACUUUGAAAUCUUUGUGAAGGAGCAGAGCGAAAUGGGCAGCAUGGGAGCACUGCUCUUCUAAAAAAUACCAACCUUCGGACACACAUAAGACACAAAGCAUCCACCCGCCCCCCACCAUUGUUUUAAUUUUGCAAUUUUUUGCAAUUUCGCACAAUCAGUUCAUUUUGCAGCUGGAAUAGGUUUUUUAUUUUCUCCGCUAUCUGUGUUUUCCACCAUUACUUUUUUAGCAGUUGAAACCGUUUUCCCAGCAGGCUGCCCAAGUCCCCACUGACUGUCUUAAAAGCUGAAAAAUGCCUAAAAGCACAUCAGUGUGAGGAGCUGUCUUUGAUUUACCUCGGGCAUUGUUCAUCGCAGCAUGUUCAAGGAACACUAAGACAGAGACGACGUGAUAGUGCUAAUUUUAAGCUGAAAGCACUGCCUGGACCUUUUGGGGGAGUUGAAAGAAAGCCAUGUCAGGUUCAUCUCAAAGUAGCAAUCAUGGCUGAGGUUUCUGGGAGCCUAUAGUAGGGUUUGAACAGUAUAAAUAAAAUAUGCUUGCACUCCUGAUGAGGUCUCUGGUAAUCUCAGACAAAGCCGUCUAUGGUUUUAUUUUUUGGAUAUUUUUAAUGAUGGACUAUGUUUAUAUUCACUCUGGUCUUAUGUAGGGCAAAUGUGUUUGUCCUCUGUCUGGGUCCUCAAAGGAAAGUGUGUGUCUGUGUCGUCAUGCUCUUUUAUUCCCAGACUGUAUUGCUGCACAAAAUUGCCGACGUGGUCGGGAUGAGGGUGGGUUUGAUAGGGAUGAGAAAGGGUUUCAUUUUGGUUUUUACUUUAUGUAACAGACAUUGUUAUUAAAAAAAAAAACAAGAUUUUUUUCCAACAUA